UCACUAACAGAAAAGGAUAAAAAGCCGACAAGUGUUCGGCAGCUGAUCCGAGUCAAUAUGUUCGCCCUCAUCCUAGCAUCAGUGCUCAUCGCUAGCGCCUUUGGGUGUGGAAAACCACCCAUUGAGCCUCUCAGCUCUCGCGUGGUCAAUGGAGAGGAAGCCAGACCUCACAGCUGGCCCUGGCAGAUCUCUCUGCAAUAUCAGAGCGGUAGCUCAUGGUACCACACUUGUGGAGGUUCUAUCAUUGCUGAGAACUGGGUGAUGACUGCUGCUCACUGUAUCAGUUCUGGGCGCAACUACAGAGUGCAUGUUGGUAAGCAUGACCUGUCAGUAUCUGAGGACGGCUCAACGACCAUCAGUGCACAGAAGAUCAUUGUGCACGAGAAGUGGAACUCCUUGUUUGUGGCUCUUGGAAACGACAUUGCCCUGAUCAAGUUGUCCGAGCCUGUGACACUGAGUGACACUGUUCAGCUGGGCUGUGUUCCUCCUGCUGGCUCCAUCCUUGACAACAACUACCCCUGCUAUAUUUCAGGCUGGGGAAGACUCUCCACUGGAGGUCCUCUCCCUGAGAAACUGCAGCAAGCACUGAUGCCCGCUGUGGAUCACGCCACCUGCUCCAGGUCUGACUGGUGGGGUUCCAGUGUCAAAAACACCAUGGUCUGUGCUGGUGGAGACGGUGUUGUUGCUGGCUGCAAUGGUGACUCUGGCGGUCCUCUGAACUGUAAGAACUCCGCCGGUGUCUGGGAGGUGCACGGUAUUGCCAGCUUUGUUUCUGGUUUGGGCUGUAACACUGUGAAGAAGCCUACUGUUUUCACCCGUGUGUCCGCUUUCAACGACUGGAUCGACAAGGUCAUGAUGAACAAUUAAGACGAACCGAGGAUGCCAAGCUUUUUUAAUAGCAGAAAACCAACUCUCCAAGAAAAAAAGUAAAUAAAUACAUACUGGCUCAACUA
Messenger RNA from Puntigrus tetrazona (Sumatra barb), 953 nucleotides. Its product is annotated as chymotrypsin-like elastase family member 2A. Lineage: Eukaryota; Metazoa; Chordata; Actinopteri; Cypriniformes; Cyprinidae. The record is from RefSeq and is a predicted model, not a curated record. The transcript is spliced from 8 exons. Gene Ontology annotation, molecular function: serine-type endopeptidase activity. Bases 58 to 867 code for a protein of 269 amino acids. Gene Ontology annotation, biological process: proteolysis.